AUGGCCAAAGCUAUACCCUUUUCAGAAAGAGGAUGGGGCAAACGCAUUGCCAUCGCACUGAAAAAACCUCCGCAUCGUGUUUAUGGCAAGAAAGUUUUGGAUGUCUCUAAUGACGUCGAAUUGAUUGGAGUACCUGGGGAGCGUAAAGCACAUGGAAUGCCCAAGCAUCGUCAACAAGACCAAUGCGGGUUACGGCCUGAUCCCGAAUGUCCCCAGGGUCCUCCGGGACCACCUGGUGAUGACGGCAGCGAUGGUGAAAACGGCACAGAUGGCGUGCCUGGGGUUAAUGGAAAAAGCACCCACGAUUACCUUGUCUGCAUUCAAUGUCCUGUAGGUCCUACAGGUCCGCGUGGAAAACGUGGAGCUCCAGGGCCAGAUGGACCAAUUGGGCCUGUUGGUGAGCCUGGUGUAAGUGGUAUAGGUCAGCCUGGACCCCAAGGCGCGAAAGGAGAGAUUGGACCACAAGGAGUGAUAGGACCGCCUGGAAUACCCGGUGAACCAGGCAGAGUUGGUACCAGAUGGAUAUGUCCUCCAGGUGAAAAGGGCGUACCAGGACCACCAGGUGGUUUCGGUCCUGGCGGUCCACUUGGCAGUCCAGGUGAAGUUGGUUUACCUGGUGCUACUGGCUCAGUUGGCAAGCGAGGAUUAACUGGAAUACCUGGGAAUAUGGGGAAAAUUGGCAGUCGUGGAAGAAAGGGCAGAAAAGGUUGGUAA
Molecule: messenger RNA, 714 nt
Organism: Cylicostephanus goldi
Lineage: Eukaryota; Metazoa; Nematoda; Chromadorea; Rhabditida; Strongylidae
Source: the annotation of a GenBank genome assembly